AUGAAUGCGGUGCGCACCGCCGGCAUCCGGCGGCUGCCACGGUCGAUGUAUCGGCAGAUGAGCCUGUGGAAUCCACCCAAAUUCGAGAAUGAGAAAAUGUUGGACUACGGAAAAGGUUCCCCAGAGAGGGCCGAGUUGACUCGGACGUUGGAUAAAUUGAAGCGGGACAUGCCGUUCAAGAUACCACUCACCGUCAAUGGAUCUCCAGUAGAAACGCUUCAGUCCAGACAACAAGAGAACCCAUCGAAACACCGAGAGAUCGUGGCGGAAUACGCAACAGCAACUCCCGCGCAGACUAAUGCGGCGGUGGACGCUGCUCUCAAGGCCAAACCGGCCUGGGAGGCCAUGCCUUUUGAGGAUCGAGCUGCUAUUUUCCUGCGUGCUUCGGAACUUAUCGCCGGCAAAUACCGCUCGGAAUUGGUAGCAGCCACUAUGCUGGGCCAGGGCAAGAAUAUCUGGCAGGCAGAGAUUGACGCCCCUGCCGAGACGGUUGACUUUUUCCGCAGCUACAUCCAGGAGUGCUGGUCACUCUUCUCGCAGCAGCCUAGAUUCCAGACGGCUGGCACUUGGAAUAAGCUGGAAUAUCGCCCUCUCGAAGGCUUUGUCUACGCUAUUGCACCAUUCAACUUCACGGCGCUUGGCGCGACUCUAAUUAGCCCUGCCGCGCUGCUAGGCAAUGUGGUGAUCUGGAAGCCUUCCGAUUCAGCCCUGCAUGCCAGCUGGCUACUACAUCAAAUCCUCCUGGAAGCCGGACUUCCCAAGGACGUGAUUCAGUUUCUUCCCGGUGAUGCCGAAGAAGUCACCAAUACUAUCCUGCAACGGCCCGAAUUCGGCGCCCUCACCUUCAUCGGUUCAACUCAAGUAUUCAAGAGCCUGCAGAAGAAGAUCGGAAACGGCAUCGGUGACGGCGUCUACAACUCCUACCCCCGAGUUGUCGGCGAAACCGGCGGCAAGAACUGGGGCCUAAUCCAUCCAUCCGCCGACGUGAAGAACGCAGUCCUGAACACCAUCCGCGCCGCCUUCGAAUACCAGGGCCAAAAGUGCUCGGCCAACUCGCGCAUCUACGUCGCCGAGUCAGUCUGGCCUGAGUUCCAGCGCCAUCUGCAAGAAGAACUCAGCCACCUCAGCGUCGGCCCCGUCGACGAAUACCGCCACUUCAUUAAUCCGGUGAUUCACGAACGGGCCUUUGAUCGUCUCGCGCAGGUCCUCGACGCCGCGAAACGAGACCCUGGGCUGGAACUCAUCGCCGGCGGCCACGCCUCUAAGGAAGAAGGCUACUUCGUGCAUCCGACUGUCUACCGGACCACUAACCCCAGACACGAGAUCAUGUCGCGCGAGCUCUUCGGCCCCAUCCUCGGCGUCUACGUCUACCCUGACGCGGAGUGGGAGUCAACCCUGGAUCUCGUGAAUACUACCUCCCGCUACGCUUUGACGGGGAGCAUCUUCGCCAAAGAUGCCGUCGCGUCACGCCACGCCCAGACGGCGCUCAAACAUGCUGCGGGUAUGUUAUACCUGAACAGCAAGUGUACGGGGGCCGUGGUCGCGCAGCAGCCGUUCGGCGGGAGUCGGGACUCCGGAACGAAUGAUAAAACGGGGACAAUGGCGCAUUUGCAACGGUUUGUAAGUGUUCGGACGAUUAAGGAGGAUUUCGGGACGUUGGAGAAGGUUCAAUAUCCGUCGAAUGAGGAGUGA
Molecule: messenger RNA, 1692 nt
Organism: Aspergillus melleus
Lineage: Eukaryota; Fungi; Ascomycota; Eurotiomycetes; Eurotiales; Aspergillaceae
Product: L-glutamate gamma-semialdehyde dehydrogenase
Exons: 3
Coding region: 1-1692 (563 amino acids)
Cellular component (GO): mitochondrial matrix
Molecular function (GO): L-glutamate gamma-semialdehyde dehydrogenase (NAD+) activity
Source: RefSeq, a predicted model, not a curated record